GAUAGCAGUAAUUUGAUACGCAGGUCGUUCCUGUAGUGCCACGCGAAUUAGAAUGAUUUAUAGGCGAUGAUAACUGGAUUUACUCCGAAUCAGGACAUCGUUUUAAUUAAGUUUACAGUCACUGUUGUUGAGCAGUGCGUCGUUAACAUCUUGAGUGAAUUCACCUUUCAACUUGGAGAAGAGAAGAACUUGGCUAACGUGUUCCACUUCUGCUCUGAAUGUCUAAUCUACCAGGAAAUGCAGGUGUGUCGGUGCUCGGGGACAAGUCACUGGAGUUUUACCGGGACCCGGUGAGCUUCUGCCGGCAGAGAAUCGAGAAACACCGCAGCAGAGUGUUUCAGUGCCGUCUUUUGAACAGACCGACCGCCUUCAUCUGCUCAGUGCAGGGGAUGAGGGAGCUCCUGUGCGAGAAGACCAAUGUGUUUCUGAAGGAUCCAACGGACUUGAUGACCAACAUGUAUGGUGACACUAUUGUCACCACUAAUGGGGAGGAGGCAUGUCUUCUCCGUCUGUCUCUCACCAGCCUGUUCACAGGAAGCUGUUUGGAAUCAUCAAAAGAUUACAUAAACAGUGUUUGUGAGCGCUGUCUGAAGGAUCUCACUAUCAGUGACCAGCCAGAGUGUGUGUACUCUGCCUUUAAGCAUCUGGGAACAGAGUUGGUGUUGGGCCUUUUUCUGAAUGUACGAGCAGAAGAGCAGCCUGAGCUUUACAAGGAAAUCUCGCUACUCUGCACCCAACACUGGCAUGGUCUGAUCUCUGCUCCGGUGAAUGUGAAGGUUCCUUUAUGGUCGUCAGGUUUCUCUACUGCUCUAGAUGCCAGAGACAAACUGAUGGACAUCAUCAAAGACAAACUGGAAAAUGACAAACAUGGUUUUGUGGGCUCCCUUGCAUCUUUGCCACUGCCUGACUCUAGCUGUGCCUCCCAGCAUCUCCUACUGUUCAUUUCAGCCUUGAUUCCCAAAGCUCUGGCCUCGCUGCUCACCUCCUUCACACUUGCACUCAGUGGAAAUGAACAGUGUGGCACACGUCGGCAAGCUUUAGCAGACCCAGAUUACCUGCACAGAGUUUUGCUGGAGGUUCAAAGACUUUGGCCUCCUUUCAUUGGUGGACGCAGAUUAGCUGAUCAGGACGCCAACCUUGCAGGGUUUCAUGUUCCAAAAAAUCAUGGUGUCGUCUAUAUCAGCCACUCUGUCCACCGAGACCCAGAGGUUUUCCACGAGCCCGACAGCUUCCUGCCAGGGAGGUGGAGUGGACGGAAUGCAGGUCAGGAACACUUUCUGUGUUCCUUCGGCAACGGGCCAAGAGGCUGCAUUGGAACUAAACUCACGGACGUCUUCCUAAAGGAAGCAUGUACAUACCUGUUAAAGCACUACGACUGGAGUUUGGAUCCUCCAACACAAGACCUGGAGUACAAAUGGCUGCCUGUGUCUCGCCCUGCCAACACCCCCACCAUCUCCUUCACUCGACUGGAUCAGACUAGAUCUGACAGGAGCGGCACCAGCUAGGGAUGGGGAGUAUGCUGAGAGAUGCACCUGCUAAUAAGUCAGAGAAAAAGAGCAACAUAUGUGCACUAAAAACUGUAGCUGAACCACAGUGCUUGUCUAAAAUGUGCAGAAAAAUGCUGAAAUAUAUGUGGAGACACACAGAGGGAAGCCAGCAAACUGUGAGGCUUCCCCCCGCUGUGUUUUAUACAGUGUUUUAUACAGUACCUGGGGAAAGCUGGGGAGUGUGCUGCUUUUUCUCUGUGCUCCUCUGCCAGAUACUGCCCUGCUUUGCUUGACGAAUCUGCAAUAGCAAACAAAAAUAAAUGACUCAUUCUUCUAUUGUUAAAGCAGACACUUAUAGACAACAGUUUGUGGUCUGUAUUUUAAAUGAGUCAUUUAUUUUGCUCCAAAAAGAUGAACCACAGAGCUCUUUGUCUCAGUGAUCCUGUCAUCUGCCGUUGCUUUAAUGAUGAUUUAGAUUUACCUUCAUUGUAGCCAUUCUUAUGGUGGUGUCUCUUGUGAAUAGAACUUGAAAUGACCUCGAAAGGGCAGCUUCUUCAUGGUAUAAAAAAGCAUUUUUCCAGUGAUGCAGUAUCAAUAAUAAAACCAUUUGAAUCCCAGCAGACCCACAUGCACACAAACACAUGACGAGGUAAACCCUCUGAUCUCAUUACUAAUUCCCAACCUGUCUUCCUCCCCCCCUCCACCACCUAGCAAAGACAUAUGCUCAUGAACAGUUUAUCAUUCUAUAGACCUAUUUUCUUUUUACAUGCAGGUCUCAGAUAUACAUGCACACAAACACAAGUCUAGAUAUCAUUAAAAAGACUUGGCAAUAAUCAACACAUCACUGAAUCACAUGUAAAUUAAACCAGAGGGCGUUAAGAGCACACGCCAAAUUUAUAAAUAACCUUAGUGAGCUGGAUGAAUUGUAGCUACAUGAAUCAUUAAGUAAUCUAAUUCUGUACUGAUUUAUUUUAGUUAGAACUUUCUAUUUAUUAAUAUUCAGGAUAGAACAUAUUUAUACUGUUAUUUUACAUUAAGUAUAUUUUUGUGUUGGUCUUUCAGUCUUUUAAAUGCUGUAAUUAUUAGAUGUCUUUUUAAUUCUGUGUUGAGAUGUAGCAGGCUGCAUGAUGGCCCAGGGGAAAGCGUUGCCUCAUUACAAGAAGGGCCAAAUCUGGUCAGACAGGGUUUUUCCUGUGGGGAGUUUGAAUGUUCUCCGUGUGCAUACAUGGGUUAUCUCUGGGUACUUCGGCUUCCUCCCACAGUCUAAAAACAUGCUGUUAGUAGAUUGGUGGGUCUAAAUUGCCCAUAGGUGUGAGUGUGAGCACACCUGGUUGUUUGUCUCUACAUGUCAGCCCUGUGUUUGACUGGCGACCAGCCCAAUUAAAGCUGGGAUUGGCCCCAGGCUCCUUUGACCCCAAAUGGGAUAAGUGGGGUAGAUAAUGAAUGGAUGGAUAGGAUGCAGCGAUGAGCCGAUGUCUUACCUUCCUAUUAUGUAAGUCAUUUUGAGACUGUUCAACAUCAAAACUGUUACAUUUGAUAUUAACAAUAUUGACUUGUUUUAGUGAAAAAAAUAACAUGUUGAUAAAUGUUAGCUUUCUCUGUUAAUGAAAGAAACUUUGGAUGCUAAAGACUGUUUCUUAGAGUGACUUGACCACAGUUUCUGAAAUGAACAGGAGAUCUUUGGAUCAUUUAAGGAUGAAGAAAAUAAAGAAGAAGCACUGAUGCUUAAUUUUUCACUGUUUUUUUCUAAUUACUCUGAACUGAUCAGUUUAACUGACAAAAUCCCCUGAGUAUUAACUAUUACUUGAAAAACUGUCUAGUAUUAAACACCUUGAAUAUUCAUUCAAGUAGAGCUGUCAAACAAUCACAUUUUUGAAUUAUGCUCAAUCACAGAAUUUCUGUAGUUAAUUGAAAUUAAUCUUUUUUUCCACAAAUUAAAUUCCACUGUUUUGCAUUUAAAACUGUUGUUUCAUUUUAAAAUUUUUCACUGUCUGAAACUUCUGUUUUGAUACAUUUGGAUACAGAUGCAUUAAUUCUAAAAGAAAAUAGAGAACUUUGGGUAGACAUUAUGACAUUAACUCAAGCACAGAAAAAUACAUUUUUAUGGAUUGAAAAGGAAAAUAAAGGAAUAGUAAAAACAUGAUUUUUUUUUGCAUUGAAGUGAGGCAUCCAUUAGAGGGUGGCAUUGAAGAUGUUUUUCAUUCCCCUUCCAGCCCAUGUCCACAGAAAUAAUCUAACCCCAUCCCAAUCCCAAACCAAAGUUAAAAAAAAAAACCCACCCUCCCACUCCAAGUAGAAUAGAAAUGAAUGAGACAUGAGACAUUAAGAAGCAGAGGUGUACUUAUUGUACAUCAUUGUUGCUGCAGGGAGACGUUGCAGUGGCUUAGCCCAAAGUGCUGAAGGGGACAAUAAGAUGUGAUAAAUGCAGUUCAAAAAAAUAAACCGUAUCAAUUGUCCUGAAUCGCAUCCUGAUAAAUGAGAACACAGAGAAAUAGUAUUUUGGAAAAAUC
Molecule: messenger RNA, 3997 nt
Organism: Cheilinus undulatus (humphead wrasse)
Lineage: Eukaryota; Metazoa; Chordata; Actinopteri; Labriformes; Labridae
Product: putative cytochrome P450 120
Exons: 11
Coding region: 219-1505 (428 amino acids)
Biological process (GO): sterol metabolic process
Molecular function (GO): oxidoreductase activity, acting on paired donors, with incorporation or reduction of molecular oxygen; heme binding; iron ion binding
Source: RefSeq, a predicted model, not a curated record